This is a messenger RNA of Ipomoea triloba (trilobed morning glory), 780 nucleotides long. Its product is annotated as protein LTO1 homolog. The transcript has a single exon. Lineage: Eukaryota; Viridiplantae; Streptophyta; Magnoliopsida; Solanales; Convolvulaceae. The record is from RefSeq and is a predicted model, not a curated record. Bases 115 to 531 code for a protein of 138 amino acids.
AGGAUUUUCAAAAUUUUCAAGUAAAACAGUUGGAAGUUGGACAUUUGGCGGGCGGCUUAAUCGGAUUUCAUUGCCACCGCUUCUCUGAACACGAAUUCUCGGCCGGCAAAUACAAUGGAAGAAGAUAUCUUCGACUCAUCUCUGAAUCUAGAGGACACGCAUUACAAGCAAGGAUACUCUGAUGGUUACGCCGACGGUCUAGCCUCCGGUGUAGAGGAAGGCCGCCAGGUGGGUCUCAAAACCGGGUUUGAAGUCGGAUUUGAAUUGGGCUUCUACAGAGGUUGUAUCGACGCCUGGAUCUCUGCGAUUCGCCUCGAUCCCACUUGUUUCUCGCCUCGAGUGCAGAAAAACAUCGUGCAGAUGGAUGAAUUGCUCCGGAAGUACCCUAUAUCCGACCCAGAAAAUGAAUCUGUUACUGAUAUCAUGGACUCUUUGAGGAUGAAGUUCCGAGUUAUCUGUGCCACACUGAAUGUGAAGUUGGAGUAUGAGGGUUACCCUAGGGCUUCCGGUUUUGAGGAUACUGGAUUUUGAGGGUACAAUCGUUGUGAAACACUGCCUGUAUAUUGUGCUUUUAAAUCAUUUUGUAGUUUAGUGCUUGUCUUUCUAGUUGAAUAGUUAUAGUUCUCAAACAGAACUACUUUGUACUCUCUUUAUCAAUUUAAGAAUAUUAGUUCUUGCUUGUUCUGAAAAUUGAAUGACAUUCAGCAUCUGAACACUGUUACAUGUUUGUCAAUAGUGAGUUAUUAGAUAAUCAAUGGCGUAUAUAGCUGCACACGUGUA